UCAUGGGAUUUUUAUUAUUAUGCGUUGUUGCUGCAGUAUAUGCAUCACAUGGCGAAGAACAUGUUGAUUAUCAUGCCCCAGCACAUUACAACUUUGAUUACGCUGUAAAAGACCCACAUACUGGUGAUAAUAAACAUCAAUGGGAAAAACGUCAUGGUGAUCAUGUUGAAGGUGAAUACACUUUACAUGAAGCUGAUGGUACCAUUCGUGUUGUCCACUACGUUGCUGACCCACACAAAGGUUUCAAUGCUGAAGUAAAACGUAUUGGUCACGCUCAACAUCCACAACAUUACAAAACUUAUGAUGAAGGACAUCAUUAAGUUAUGUAAAUUGUUAUAAUGGCUGUGUUCUUCCAAAGUGUUCUU
Messenger RNA from Chrysoperla carnea, 365 nucleotides. RefSeq names its product adult-specific cuticular protein ACP-20-like. The transcript has 3 exons. Gene Ontology annotation, cellular component: extracellular matrix. The record is from RefSeq and is a predicted model, not a curated record. The coding region runs from base 3 to 320 and encodes 105 amino acids. Lineage: Eukaryota; Metazoa; Arthropoda; Insecta; Neuroptera; Chrysopidae.